Molecule: messenger RNA, 3269 nt
Organism: [Candida] anglica
Lineage: Eukaryota; Fungi; Ascomycota; Pichiomycetes; Serinales; Debaryomycetaceae
Source: the annotation of a GenBank genome assembly
CCAAUAAGCUCUUCUCAAGCGGAUUUCAUUAGGUACCAAUUGAGAGACUGUAGCUGAUAUCUAUCGUAUUUGAGAACUUCCAUUCUAUGAGGCUCGGGAAGUCCCUUUUGAGCAGGGUGGUGGCCACAACGGCUCUCAUUGCUACGGCCGCCGCUCUCGGCAAUGCCCCCAGUCCUGACAAUCAGGCUAUUUUAAACCAUGAUGGCCCAAUGGGUUACGAGAACGCCUUUACGGUGCAAGCUGCCAAUUCCUACGAUUCCCUUGUCGACGACGAGGAAAAAUGCCCGCCAUGCUUCAACUGUAAUUUGCCCAACUUUGAUUGUACUCAAUUUUCUCAAUGUAAUGCAUUCACCGGGAUGUGUGAAUGUCGUCCUGGGUACGGUGGCAUGGACUGUUCUGAACCUUUGUGUGGUGCCUUGGGAGAUGGCAACCACAAGCGUCCGGUCAGAUCUCCUGACCUGAACCAGUGUAAGUGUACAGACGGCUGGGAGGGUAUUAACUGUAACUUGUGUACUUCGGACGCUUCCUGUGACGCAUUCAUGCCCGAGGGCAUUGAAGGAACCUGUUACAAGUCAGGGGUGUUGGUUGACCAAUUCCACCAAAUGUGUGACGUCACAAACUCCAAAAUUAUCGCCAUCUUGGAUGGUAAGAAACCUCAGGCUACUUUUAGUUGUGACCGAGCAAACCUGCUGUGUGAUUUCCAGUUUUGGAUUGACCAAAAGGAAUCCUUCUAUUGCGACUUGAACCAAUGUGACUUCAAGUACGACCUUAAGAGUAACACCACCAAUUACAAGUGUCAGGAAGUUGCAUGUAAAUGUCUUCCAGAUCGUAUGCUUUGUGGUGAAGCUGGAUCGAUUGAUAUUUCGGAAUUUCUCACUGAGACUAUUGCUGGUCCUGGUGACUUCACCUGUGACAUCAACAAGCGGAAUUGUCGUUUCUCUGAACCAAGUAUGAAUGAUUUGAUUCUGCUGGUCUUUGGAGACCCAUAUAUCACGUUACAUUGUAAGUCUGGUGAAUGUAUACACAAGAGUCAAAUCCCUGGCUAUGACUUGCCCCCCAAGAAGGCUCUCACAACGGGGAACCUUCUUCUGAUUGUUGGAGUGGCCAUUCUCUGUGUGAUUAUCGUUUGUUCUUCCAUGUACAACAUCAGCAAGUCUCCAUUGUUUAUGAGUCAUUUAGGUGAUAAUGAAGACUCAACCUCUUCUUCUGAUUUCCAUGCUCUCAAUGAAAACUUCCAACCAACUACUCUUUCCUUUGAAAACAUCACAUAUAAGGUCCCUCUGGGACAACAAGUGUUGAACAAUGCCUUUGGUAUUGUGAACCCACGUGAAUGUCUUGCCAUCAUGGGUGGUUCUGGUGCCGGUAAAACAACCUUGUUGGAUAUUUUGGCGGGUAAGAAUAAAAAUGGUAAGGUUUCUGGACAAAUACAUGUCAAUGGGAAUGUUCUUCUGAGUAAAGAUUACAAGAAAAUUAUUGGAUUUGUUGACCAAGAAGAUCAUCUUAUCCCCACGUUGACCGUUUAUGAAACUGUGUUGAACAGUGCCUUACUUCGCUUACCUCGUACCAUGCCUUUGAGAGCCAAAGAAACUAGAGUUGUGGAAGUUUUGAAUGAACUUAGAAUCUAUGGAAUUAAGGACAGAGUGAUUGGUUCAGAUUACAAGAGAGGAAUCUCCGGAGGAGAAAAGAGACGUGUUUCCAUUGCUUGUGAACUUGUUACAUCGCCCUCGAUUCUUUUCCUUGAUGAGCCAACCUCUGGGUUGGACUCCUAUAAUGCCCGUAAUGUUGUCGAAUGUUUGGUCAAGCUUUCGCGUGACUACGACAGAACCAUUGUCUUUACCAUUCAUCAACCUCGCAGUAACAUUGUUUCCUUAUUUGAUAAGCUUGUUUUACUCAGUGAGGGGGAUUUGGUUUACUCGGGUUAUAUGAUCAAAUGUAAUGAUUUCUUUGGAAGAAAUGGUUAUCAAUGUCCAUUGGGCUACAACAUUGCUGAUUAUCUUAUUGAUAUCACUGUGGACCAUAAAAAGGUGGUUAAAGUAUCUGAAGGUGAAUUUUUCGGAGUCACCGGAGAUUUAGAAGCUGGUGUAGCAGCUGCAAAUGCUGCUGAUGCUAAUACCAAUGAAGAUAUUCAUCAGGAUUUCAUUCUGGGUGCUAAUUCUUCUGAAGUUGACACUACUAGAGAAUGGGAACAUUUUGCUGUUCAUCGUGAUGAAUAUAACUACCAACAAAUCCCAGUCAAGGAUGAUUCCGGAUCCACAUAUGUACAAGUGCAAAACAAACUCCCAAGUCUCUUUCAAGAAUCCAUUCUUGCAGCAGAACUUAAGGAGGAAAUUGCAGCAGUUGUAUCUUCCCCAAGCAAACUUGAAUUCAAGAAUCAAUACCUCAAGGCUUCAUUCUUAAACCAAUUGCUCAUUCUUUCUUCGCGUACUUUCAAGAACUUGUACAGAAACCCUAAACUCUUACUCAGUCACUACAUCUUAUCAUUGGCCAUGGGAGGGUUCUGUGGGUUCUUGUAUUACAAUGUUACUAAUGAUAUUUCUGGAUUUCAAAAUAGACUUGGUUUAUUUUUAUUCGUCUUGUCAUUAUUUGGAUUUUCUUGUUUAACUGGACUUCAUUUAUUUGCUACAGAAAGAAUUAUUUUCAUCCGUGAAAGAGCAAAUAACUAUUACCACCCACUCAGUUACUAUUUGAGUAAGAUUAUAUGUGAUGUGAUCCCAUUGAGAGUGUUACCACCAGUCAUCUUGGUGAGUAUCAUGUAUCCAUUAGUUGGAUUAUCAAUGGAAAACAAUGCUUUUUUGAAAACUAUUUUAACUAUGGUUUUAUUCAACUUAUCAGUUGCAAUUGAAGUUUUGAUAAUUGGUAUUCUUAUCAGAGAACCUGGUACUGCCACCAUGGUUGCAGUAUUGGUGUUGCUUUUAUCUCUUUUGUUUGCCGGGUUGUUCAUUAACAGUGCCGAUCUUGUGGCCCUGAUUUCUUGGCUUCAAUGGAUUUCAAGUUUCCAUUAUGCAUACGAAGCGUUAGCCAUUAAUGAAAUAAAGGAUUUGAUCCUUAAGGAGAAGAAGUAUGGAUUAUCCAUUGAAGUUCCAGGUGCUGUGAUUUUGAGUUCAUUUGGCUUUAAUGUUAGUGCAUUCUGGAACGAUGUGACCUUUUUAGGUUCAUGGAUUGUGGUGUUCUUAGUUAUUGGAUAUCUAUUCUUACACUUUUUCACUAUUGAAAGACGAUAAUAAAGGAAAAAAAAAAAGUUUAUAGCAGAAAUAUAAAUAUAGAAUUGA